Messenger RNA from Pestalotiopsis fici W106-1, 3969 nucleotides. RefSeq lists its product as uncharacterized. The transcript has a single exon. The record is from RefSeq and is a predicted model, not a curated record. Bases 1 to 3969 code for a protein of 1322 amino acids. Lineage: Eukaryota; Fungi; Ascomycota; Sordariomycetes; Amphisphaeriales; Sporocadaceae.
AUGGCUACUGAUACCUCCGACGACACUCAAACGAGUCGAACUUAUGGAACGGGCCAGGCCAGCAGCCUUGACGAUGCGAAUCACCGGUAUUGCCCGCAGUCAUCUCUUGCAGAUGAUGAGAGCGAGUAUUGUUUUGAUAUCAAUGAGGCAAUCCUGUACCUCCUUUACGACGAUCUAUCAAGAAAUACCGAGCGAGAAGUUGAGAUGCAGACUGAGACUGCUUCAACUGACGAGUCUGAUACUCUUAUGCAGCCGCAGUCCGACUUGUUGGACACUCCCUCGUCGACGCGAAUACCAUCAAUAAGUCGGAGCUCAAUCACAACAGCUGGUGACGGUGAGGAAUGUCCGGGACUAAAUGAUACCGAGGAUAUCAGGAAAACAGACGAGACGUCAAUCGCAGGCUGGCAGCCUUCCCUCUUGAAAAAGUCAACGGCCAGCGCCUUUGCAAUUUGUCUGGGCGCCAUGCUAAUCGCGCUCGAGACGUUGUUUGCUGUGUCACGGGCUCGUAAUGGCCUUGCUGAUGCUGAUUCUCAAUUUCGAUACAUCUGGGCCUACGGAACAACCGGUUUAUUCGCUGUAGUGUCGGCAUUCUGGGGUCGUCUGGACUACGAGGUCAGGGCGGCUGCACCGUGGUUUCGCAUAAACUCUGGAUCAGAAACAAAAAGAGCUCUUUCACUCGAUUAUGUCGAUGCAUGGUCCAUCGCCGUGCCAUUCCAGAGCCUGCGACGCAAGGAUUACCUGGUGGCUUCGACCUCUUUCACCGCGCUGCUGCUCCGUGUUCUGACUUUGUUAUCUACCGGUAUCUUCAGCUCCAGGCCGAUGUUUGUCAGUAACCGUCCUGAAAGUAUCAUCAUCACUCGCCAAUUCGUGGAUGACUCAACACGCCUUGCAAAUUUUACAUCUCUCAUCCCUUUUCUAGUAAUGAAGGGGACCCAUCCUAUGGCCAUCGAUGAUAGAGACUACAUGGAAGAAUGGCGUUCUCUUCUGUCAGCUCAGAUCGACUACCCUGGAGGAGUAUCGGGUCAAUUUGUUUUUGACACAUUUAAGUCACAAGACUCAGGGGCAGCUAUACUACAUGCAACUGUCGAUGGUCUUACAUUCGGCUUCGAAUGUGAGAAAGCUACUUUGGAAAGAAUCGGCGAUCCAUUUAUCGAGGUAGAGCACAAUGGCUGUCGGAUGAACAUGAGCGUAUACAACAUGGCGGCCUCUGAUGCUGAGGGCACCAAUUAUAUCUUCGCCCUGUCACCGGGGCAAUUUUCUCGAGGUGAUUGCAACUCAACGAGGUUGGAUGCUAGACGCUUAGUCAUUGUCUCAGCAGAAGUCAAAUACGGAAAGACGAACGAAACAUCGUCUUCCAUGUAUGAUGAGAGCGCUAAGCCAUACAACAUCAUUGGCACUCGCGCUUCUGCUCUUAGCUGUGCUCCGUAUUAUAACUUUACUUCCGUUGACGUGGUCAGAAGUCUUGGUACCGACAGUGUCGCCAAUCAUCCUGGAUCCCCUUCGAUCAAGCCACUGAAUAUACACCCAUGGGACAUUAUUCAAGCUUGCUUGGACUCAUAUAGCCUGCUCCACUACAUCCAAGUCUUUUGGCUCAAGUAUGGAAACACUUUCGUGGCAGGUGAUAGUGACUUCUUGUUCUAUCCCGUUUUGGGAUCAUGUGGCGAAGCGUGCCAUAACCUAUCCGAAACAGUAGAUGAAAGUCUUCUAAGCGACCUAAUUACUCGCUGGUAUCAGCCAUUCGCUGCCCUCAUCUUGGCACAAGCGAUGACAGAGGAGACUAAUAAAUCAGCUACUGCUUGGUCUGCAAAGAAUGUUGACCGCCUGAUUGUGGAACCGUUUCCCUCACAGAUGAUGGCGGCAAUGCUUCUUAUUGCCAUCACCAUUCUUAAAUACACAGAGUGUAUACACAAGACGUUGCAAUGUACAAGACUGAAGGUCUCGGCUGGGUCAAUUCUUGCCACUGCAGUCUUAAUCGGGAAACAUCACUCAAAUCCAAGAGCUAAACAAUCAAACAUGAGUACAUCAAGAGACAAUCCUGUUUCCAGAUGGAGAGCUGGAAUCGCACAAAUAAUUGCAGUAGCAUCUGCAGUUCGAAAGGAGAGUCAGGAUGACGGACAACACGAUUCUAGGCAAGUGGGAACGCGCCUGCACGAUCUCAAAUUGCUGCAACCAUUCGCCUUGAAGAUCUUCAUCCGAACUGUGACUUGUCUGUUGCUGUUAGGAUCCGUCAUAGCCUUGGAGGUGAUGCUCUGGGAGUCUUAUUGGAAUCAAGGCUUGGGAGAUGCCUGGGACUCAAGGUACCUUUCUCUGACAUGGACUGCUGCCCCAGCUGCCAUCUUGGCAGCAUUGGGGAUGAUGUUAUCAUCAGUUGACAGUCAGACUCGCAUAUUAUCGCCAUACUUCAACCUCAAGCAAGGCGCAACGGUCAAUCGAAGCUUGAAGCUAGAUUUGCUGCACGGACUAGUCCCCACUGUCUUGUCGCGAGGGAUGAACACUAAAAGCUACGUCGCUUUCCUAACGACCUCUGCUGCCCUGUUUGGGUCUGCGCUUACAACGGCAUCGGCACCAUUGUUUGAUACCAUCAACACGCCAGUCUCUGAGACACUAUUGCUUCAUUCGAACAGCUUGUUCACGUCAAAUAUGACUAAUUUUUCUGAUGCUUCUGAAGUUGCCUCCCUAAUAUUGGGAGGUAACAUAUCAUAUCCGUUUCCGACACACGGGGACCUUGUAUUUCCAAACUUCACGAUAGGUGUAUUUUCAAAUGAGAGCGUAACCUUUCAAGGCUUGAACAGCGCUUCGGUAGUUACAGCCGUGGUACCUGCCUUGCGACCAAGAAUGUUUUGUCAUACUUACGCGGAGAACCAAAUCAAUUCCGUGUUUCAGGAGGCGCUUGGGAUGAUCCAAAUGGUAGGGCCUGGCAUUGUAGUGAACAUUUCUGCCGACGAGUCUCUCUCUGCCGACGAGUCUCUCCAUCUGAGAAUUAUGCCUUCUCCCUAUCCAAACAAUGCCACCUUUGGAACUCGGGAUCUAAGGUCUGGCUAUUUCGGCGGUGCAUUAUUUCAGGCCGAUAAUCUGGGAGAAAUCAUUAUGGCUGAAAGUCGUCAUCAGUUUUUGUUCAUCUAUGGUCGGUUUGACGCCCCAAAUGUAAAUACCACAGCAUUGGGAUGCAACGCCACUAUAGAGCUUGUGGACGCCAGGGUUUCCCUUAAAGGAGCUGAUUUGCAACUAGACGAGACGAGCCCUCCACAAGUCAUCGAGUCGUCUGCACGCAGUUCAAUGCCUCUUCCCCUCGACUCUUCGGGCUGGGCCGGGGGCCUCUACGUGAAUCUCGCCUCAUUACCAGCACCACGAAAUACCGUAUUCGACACGUUCUUUCAACAACUGGUCACCUCCCGCUACGCAGUUCCGCUAUCUUCUCUAGGCGACCCGGAACAAAAACAGCUGGUAGAGGAUGCCAUCGUAUUCCAGCAUUGCAUCAUUGCAGCACAGUGCAUAGCCAGAUACUACCGUGAGGAGCUCUCAGGCUUAGACACAAGUAACUUAUCAGCCGAAGCAAUGUCCCCUCCCCUUUUCAAUUCAUCCGCGUCGGAUAGCCAGAAUGGAUACCCUGCAACAGUCAGAAAUCCCGCCGCGAGGAGGCGUGUUGUGCAGGAUCCGAUUGCCACACGGGUCUUGGAAGCCCUGCUGCUAUCCAUACUUGUACUGUCCAUCGCAGCCUGGUGGUUGAGUCCCCGCAAGCCAUUGCUACCGCAGAGUCCCACCAGUAUUGCAGCAGUGUUGGCGCUUCUCCAGGCAGGCGAUGUCCUGGACCAUCUAUACCCUCCCGGGGCACCGGAGCCCGAGUCCCUGGAAGACGCAACAGCGCGGCUCGGCGAGGAUUGCAGCUUUCGGUUGGGCUGGGGACCUUCGAAUGAUGGCCAACACGGGUUUGGACAACGUUAUGGCAUCUGGGUGGUGAAGAAGAGUUGA